GCCACCGAUGGGAAGACGUUAGUUGCAAGGCAGAGGCUGCACCCUGGAACGUGUUACGAGUGCUGCUCAAUUCGCUGGAGCGAACAGGUAUUUGUCCCGGCUGAGUAAAGGUAUCUGAUAGCGGUCUUCAUUCUUAAAAAAAGAAAGUAGAGCCACUUUGCUGGGGAACUUUGUAUAAAAUUCAUCAUGUUCAAUCUGAUGAAAAAAGAUAAGGAGAGGGACUCAGGAAGGAAGGAAAAGAAAGAUAAAAAGGAGAGGAUGUCUGCAGCAGAGCUGCGAAGCCUGGAGGAGAUGAGCAUGCGGCGAGGUUUCUUCAACUUGAAGAGAGAGGCAAAGCGUGAGUCCAAGAACAAACUGGAGAUCUCCAACCCAAUUCCGAUCAAAGUGGCCAGCAGCUCAGAGCUCACGCUGACUGACAUUGAAUCAGACAGCUUGAGCAACAGAAGCAGUAUGGUUCUGGAUGAGCAGCUGAGCGCAGCUAGCUCCAAUGAUGACCUGAAGGGUGACGGCGGAGGACAGGAUCAUCGCAACUCUGUACGAGAUCGCGUAGCUCACUUCGGCUCACUGGCUAAGCAGAACUCCUCGCAGAUGGGUCAAAUGAUGAAGCGCUUUUCCUUUUCCCAAAGAAGCAGAGACGAAAGCUCCUCAGAAGGCUCCACGCCUUCAGGCCAGAACGCUGUUUCUCCGCAAGUGGAGAGCAAAGUCUUCAACAUGCUGCGCAAACACAGCCUCAACCAACAGACAGCAAAACCCACUGUCAGACAGUUCUCCAUCCCUGAAUUGGUUGACAAGACCUUCCUUGUGCAACUACAGCUGCCAGCUGUUGUUGCACCGAGUGCACCCGAGACACGCGAGCUGGUACUCCAACGUCGUAACACAGGGGAUUUUGGAUUUUCUUUGCGUCGCACUACCAUGCUGGACCGCAGCCCAGACGGAGCAGUCUACAGGCGGGUAGUUCACUUUGCUGAACCUGGUGCAGGUACAAAGGAUCUGGCGCUUGGUCUGGUGCCAGGAGACAGACUGGUGGAGAUAAAUGGGCGCAAUGUAGAGAACAAGAGCCGGGACGAGAUAGUUGAGAUGAUCCGCCAGUCUGGUGACACUGUGCGACUGAAAGUGCAGCCAAUCCUGGAGCUGAGUGAGCUGAGUCGCUGUUGGCUGAGGAACACAGAGGAACUUCGAAGGGAGGGAUCAGUGGAAGAGGACCCUGUAGCCCUCCUUCAGGCAUCUCGUGCUGCUUCUCAGCAGUCCCAGGUAAAGACGGAGGAGCAGAUAGCAGCAGAGCAGGCUUGGUACGGUUCUGAGAAAGUCUGGCUGGUCCAUAAGGAAGGCUUCUCCCUGGCGACAGUGGUAAAGACAGAUCCUGGCUCCCUGCUAGAAGGCAAGGUGAAAAUCAAACUAGAGCAUGAUGGGACAAUCAUUGAAGUGGAUGAGGACGAUAUCGAAAAGGCCAACCCGCCAUCAUACGAUCGGUCAGAGGAUCUGGCUUCGCUGCUCUAUCUUAAUGAAUCCAGUGUGAUGCACUGCUUGAGGCAGCGCUAUGGGGGAAACCUCAUCCACUCCUAUGCCGGACCCAACAUGGUGGUCAUAAACCCUGUCAGUACAGCCUCCAUGUAUUCAGAAAAGGUGAUGCACAUGUUUAAAGGGUGCCGGCGCGAGGAUUCGGCUCCUCAUAUCUACUCUGUGGCCCAGUCGGCCUACCGUAAUCUUCUCACCACAAGGCAGGACCAGUCAAUUGUACUACUAGGAAAGUCUGGAAGUGGCAAAACCACCAAUUGCCAGCACCUAGUCCAGUACUUGGUUUCUGUUGCUGGUAGCACCGGUAAAAUCUUCUCUGUGGAGAAGUGGCAAGCAGUCUAUACCAUCCUUGAGGCUUUCGGUAACACGUUCACCGCUAUGAAUGCCAAUGCCAGUCGUUUCUCACAUGUGGUGUCGCUUGACUUUGAUCAAGCUGGACAGGUGGCAUCUGCAUCAAUUCAGACAAUGCUGCUGGAGAAAAUGAGGGUGAGCAGACGACCGGAGAAUGAGUCAACCUUCAACGUUUUCUAUUACAUGAUGGCUGGGGCUGACAGCACCCUGAGGACCGAGCUACACUUUAACCACCUGGCUGAGAACAGCACUUUUGGCAUCAUUCCACAGUCAAAGCCCGAGGAUAAACAGCGAGCGUCGCAGCAGUUUACGAAGCUGCAGGCAGCUAUGAAGGUGCUGGGCGUUUCUAGUGAAGAACAGAAGGCACUCUGGCUUAUCUUGGGAGCCAUUUACCACUUGGGGGCUGCCGGAGCAACGAAAGAUGGAGAUGAAGCUGGACGCAGGCAGUUUGCCCGCCACGAAUGGGCGCAGAAGGCAGCAUACCUCCUAGGAUGCACCUUAGAGGAGCUGUCUUCGUCCAUCUUCAAGAACCAGGCCGUAGGCAUGAAACACUCCACCUCAUUCAGAGGAGGACCAGAUGAAACUGGCCAAGGUGACUCAGCCUCGAAGGUCACAGCUCUGGAGUGCUUGGAGGCCAUGGCAUCAGGACUCUACUCGGAGCUCUUCACUCUGGUGAUAUCCCUGAUAAACAGAGCUCUGAAGUCCAGUCAACACUCUUUGUGCUCCCUUCUUAUCGUGGACACUCCAGGUUUCCAGAACCCUCAUCUUGUUCAGCAGCAGCGAGGAGCUAAGUUUGAGGAGCUUUGUCAUAACUACACCCAGGAAAGGCUGCAGACCUUGUUCCAUGAACGGACCUUUGUCCAAGAGAGAGAGCGAUACAAGGAGGAAAACAUAGAACUUGCUUUAGAUGACAUAGAGUCCAGUCCUUCAGUGUCUGUAGCAGCUAUCGACCAAGCGUCAGCUCAAGCUCUGGUUCGUACACUGGCCAGGACUGAUGAAGCCCGUGGCCUUCUGUGGCUGAUGGAAGAAGAGGCAGUGAAUCCUGGCGGUUCAGAGGAUACCAUGCUGGAGAGGCUCUUCGGCUACUAUGGCUCCGCACAGGGAGAACGGAAAGGAACCAAUCUGCUGCUGCGAGGACAGAAGCCACACCUCUUUCUGCUGGGCCACAGUCAUGGGACAGACUGGGUGGAGUACAACACCCAGGGGUGGCUUAGUCAUGCCAAGCACAACCCUGCUGCCCAGAACGCAGCCACCCUGCUGCAAGACUCCCAAAAGAAAAACAUCAGCGGGUUGUUUGUGGGCCGAGCGAGCGGGGCAACAGUGUUGUCAGGCUCCAUUGCUGGUCUGGAAGGAAGCUCGCAACUAGCCCUGCGACGGGCCACAAGCAUGAGGAAGACCUUCACUACAGGUGUAGCUGCUGUCAAGAAGAAGAGUUUGUGUAUCCAGGUCAAACUUCAGGUGGAUGCCCUGAUUGACAUGGUACGUCGCUCCAAAGUCCAUUUUGUCCAUUGCCUGGUGCCCAAAGCGGAGGCAGUGGGGGGAGGAAGUGAGCCACGUGUUACACAUGGAGAGAGCGCAGAUUCUGGCCUCAUGACUUUGGAUGUGGGUCUUCUAAGAGCUCAGCUCCGAGGAUCCAAACUGCUGGAUGCACUGCGCAUCUACAGACAAGGAUACCCAGACCACAUGGUGUUCUCUGAGUUCCGAAGGCGAUUUGAUGUCCUGGCACCACAUUUAACCAAGAAGCAUGGGCGUCACUACUUUGUGACCGAUGAGAAGAGGGCAGUGGAGGAAUUGCUGGAGUCCUUGGAUUUGGAGAAGAGCAACUACCACAUGGGGCUAAGCCGGGUUUUCUUCAGAGCGGGGACUCUGUCAAAGCUGGAGGAGCAGCGGGUUGUUCAGACCAAAAGAAACAUCUCUCUGUUCCAGGGUGCCUGCAGGGGAUAUUUGGCCAGGCAAGCAUUCAAAAAGAGGAAGAUCCAGGAUUUGGCAAUCCGGUGUAUCCAGAAGAACAUCAAGAAGAAUCGCGGGGUUAAAGGUUGGCCGUGGUGGAAGCUUUUCACGACAGUCAGACCUUUAAUUGAGGUCCAACUAACUGAAGAGCAAAUCCGUGGCAAAGAUGAAGAGAUCCUCCAGCUGAAGCAGAAGCUGGAGAAGAUCGAGAAAGAAAGGAAUGAACUGAGACUCAACAGUGACCGUCUUGAGACCAGGAUCGCUGAGCUCUCUUCAGAGUUAACUGAUGAGCGGAAUACAGGAGAAUCGGCCUCCCAGCUGCUACAGACUGAAACAUCUGAGAGACUCCGUCUUGAGAAGGACAUGAAAGACCUCCAGGACCAGUUUGACAGCAUGAAGAAAAAUAUGGAAUCUAUGGAGAUGGAAGUGAUGGAGGCUCGUCUCAUCAGGGCCUCUGAACUCAAUGGAGAGUUGGAUGAUGAUGAAUCAGGAGGCGAGUGGAAGCUGAAGUAUGAAAGAGCUAUCAGGGAAAUUGAAUUCACCAAGAAGCGACUGCAGCAGGAGUUUGAGGACAAGCUGGAAGUCGAGCAGCAGAACAAACGGCAGCUGGAGAGGAGGAUCAGCGACUUGCAGGCCGAUCAUGAAGAAUCGCAACGAAAUAUCCAGCAGCUAAAGAAGAAAGCACAGAGACUCACGGCCGAACUACAGGACACCAAACUUCACCUGGAGGGCCAACAGAGCCGCAAUCAUGAUCUAGAGAAGAAGCAGAGAAGGUUCGACAGUGAGCUCAGUGCAGCCCAAGACGAGGUGCAGAGGGAAAAGACCUUGAGAGAGAAACUGGCUCGAGAGAAAGACAUGCUGACUGGAGAGGCCUUCAGUCUCAGACAACAGGUUGAGGACAAGGACCUGGAGGUGUGUGCAAUUAAUCUUAAAUUGGACCAGCUAGAGGCUGAGCUGCAGGAUCUCAACUCCCAAGAGUCCAAGGAUGAAGCGUCACUGGCUAAGGUGAGAAAGCAGCUUCGUGACAUGGAGGCAAAGGUAAAGGAUCAGGAGGAGGAGCUUGACGAGCAAGCUGGAACCAUCCAGAUGUUGGAACAGGCUAAAUUACGUCUUGAGAUGGAGAUGGAGCGUUUACGUCAAAUCCAUUCCAAGGAUAUCGAGAGCAAAGAUGAUGAGGUCGAGGAAAUCAGACAGUCAUGUAGCAAGAAGUUAAAACAAAUGGAAGUUCAUCUUGAGGAAGAGUAUGAUGAGAAGCAGAAGGUGCUGAAAGAGAAAAGAGAGAUGGAGUCAAAGCUUCUCUCUGCCCAGGACAAGGUGAGAAGUGGUGACAGUGAGACUGAGAAACGUCUGAGGAAAGACCUGAAGCGGACCAAGACUUUGCUGGCUGAUGCUCAGAUCAUGUUAGACCACAUAAAGAACAAUGCACCCAGCAAGCGGGAAAUCGCUCAACUAAAGAACCAGCUGGAGGAGUCUGAAUUCACAUGUGCAGCUGCAGUAAAAUCCCGUAAAUCCAUGGAGGAGGAGAUCGAAGAUUUGCAUGUUCAAAUGGAGGACAUGUCCAAAACCAAACAGGCACUGGAGGAACAGCUGAGUCGUCUGCAAAGGGAGAAGAAUGACUUGCAGACCAGAAUGGAGGAAGACCAGGAAGACUUGAAUGAAAUAAUGAAGAAGCACAAGGCUGCUGUGGCUCAGUCUGCCCAGAACUUGGCUCAGAUCAGUGACCUUCAAGCACAGCUGGAGGAGGCACUCAAAGAGAAGCAGGAAGUGCACGAGACGAUGCAAGCCCUCCAAAGUCAACUAGACUUCCAGGAGCAGUCCAUGGUGGAGAAAUCCCUCGUGAGCCGGCAGGAGGCUAAAAUCCGUGAACUUGAAACUAAGCUGGAGUUUGAGAAGACCCAGGUCAAACGCCUGGAGAGCCUUGCAGCACGUCUCAAGGAAAAUAUGGAAAAACUGACGGAGGAGCGAGACCAACGCAGCAGCAGUGAGAUCCGGGAGAAAGAACAGAGCAAACGAUUCCAGAGACAGAUUCGCGACCUGAAAGAAGAGAUGGUUGAACUUUCCAAAAAGGAAGGAGAGGCCAGCCGCAAAAAGCACGAGCUGGAAAUGGACAUUGAGAGCUUGGAGGCUGCAAAUCAGAGCCUACAGGCAGACCUCAAACUAGCCUUCAAAAGGAUUGGUGACCUCCAGGCUGCCAUUGAGGAUGAGAUGGAGAGUGAUGACAAUGAAGAGCUUAUCAAUAGUUUACAAGACAUGGUGACAAAGUAUCAGAAAAGAAAGAACAGAACUCAAGGGGAUUCAGACACUGACUCUGAGGUGGAGGGUCGUGUGGAUGGGGUGAAAUCCUGGUUGUCCAAAAGCAAAGGAUCCACUAAGAAUGUUUCAGAUGACGGCAGCCUGAAGAGCUCGAGCCCCCCCGGCAGAAGACGCUACUGCUCCAGAUCUGACGAGGAGGAGGAAGACGAGAAAGAAGACGGCGCCCAGGGAUAGUUGUACUCUUCUCUAUACAGAUAUAGCAAUCAACUGAAAGAUGUUGGUGAUGACAAACCUUUAGAGCCGGGAUCUUAGUUUAUGCUGUGUUUAGCCUCACUUUCUGAAAUACAGCUUUAGCCAUUUAUUGUCUUGCAUGCAAAGUUGACCUCAUUUGUGGUUGUUGGACAGAAACACAACAACAUCGACAAACUUAGGAAACCUUUUUAAUACGUUGAUUCUGUCAAAACUUUGCGGUGUAUCCUCUCAAGAUUUGCCUCGUUUAGAAACUAAAUGGUCUUUCUUUGUCGUCAGGCUAAGCUCACUGUCAGUGAUUGCCAUUAAACUCCUAUCUUGGAUGUAACUGAGCCAAAGAGUUAAAAGAUUUCCAUGAUAGUAUAUAUCAUUUCUUAAUCUCUUUGUAUUGUAUUUUCUUUGCAUAUUGCUCAGUUGAAAUAUGUUAUGCCAUAGCACCGCGUAUUGCCAAAAAGCUUUUGUUUCAUAUCCACAGUUCUGUUGUUGCCGAUUGAUACUGAACCCAAGAAAGACUCGUUAUUCCUUUUUCUUCUUCAGUCUUUCCCGAGACAAGUGCCAUUUGAUUCAAGUGGGCUCUUUCUACACCUGGCACACUGAAGACGCUCUCUUCUUCCCACUCUCUAUGCCUUUUGCUGGCUAAUGACCCAAUUUUUACUCGUGAAAGGAAUUGAAUCAUGAACUCUCAAAGGAAGCCAGGAUCGAAUUCAUUUUUGGAAAAGCAGACAUGCAUGAUAAUAAUAUCCGACAGGCUUUGUUCACAGGGUUAUUUCAAGUACUUGUCAGAAUUUCUUUUGAGCAGAAGAAGACCCUUGCUAGCGUUAUCACUCAUUUCAUUUAGAUGUGGUUUUUCCUUACCAAAGGGAAUUUCCCAUGCUGAAAGGCCAAAAUCCAACAUGAGGAUUACAACUCGAUUCUGAACUUAGUCUAACGAUGAUGGCCACCAUCUUCUCCAAUUCCCUGUCCCUGCCUCUCAGCGUCAAUGCCAAGUACACCUUAUGUCAUACAUGUACAGUACAAGUAGACACAUACAUAUACAAAGGUUAAUGUUUCUUCGAUUUUUGACUUGGCAAUUCUUUGAAAGAGUAUGACUUAUCCACGGAAGCCAUUUUGACAUUUGCUUCAGGGCAAGGGCAUUUGAUAAAAUGUCAGAGCUGUUAAAGAGCGCCAGCAUGUACUUGUAAUACCAAAAUUACAUUUUCUUAUGACUCUGGUGCCUGUCUUAUGACAUGUGCUAAUAAUGUUGGCAAUACUGCGAGCAUGGAGUACAGUGGGUACGGAAAGUAUUCAGACCCCCUGAAAUGUUUCCCUCUUUGUUAUAUUGCAGCCAUUCGCUAAAAUUAUUUUUCUUUUUUUCCCCCUCAUUAAUGUACACACAGCACCCCAUAUUGACACACAAAAAAACUGAAUUAUUGAAAUUUCUGCAGAUUUAUUAAAAUUGGUGUGACACUCAUAUUGAACUCAGGUGCUGUCCAUUUCUUCUGAUCAUCCUUGAGAUGGUUCUCCACCUUCAUUGGAGUCCAGCUGUGUUUGAUUAUACUGAUUGGACUUGAUUAGGAAAGCCACACACCUGUCUAUAUAAGACCUUACAGCUCACAGUGCAUGUCAGAGCAAAUGAUAAUCAUGAGGUCAAAGGAACUGCCUGAAGAGCUCAGACAGAAUUGUGGCAAGGCACAGAUCUGGCCAAGGUUACAAAAAAAUUUCUGCUGCACUUAAGGUUCCUAAGAGCACAGUGGCCUCCAUAAUCCUUAAGUGGAAGACGUUUGGGUCGACCAGAACCCUUCCUAGAGCUGGCCGUCCGGCCAAACUGAACAAUCGGGGGAGAAGAGCCUUGGUGAGAGAGGUAAAGAAAGAACCCAAAGAUCACUGUGGCUGAGCUCCAGAGAUGCAGUCAGGAGAAAGUUCUAGAAAGUCAACCAUCACUGCAGCCCUCCACCAUUCGGGGCUUUAUGGCAGAGUGGCCCGACGGAAGCCUCUUCUCAGUGCAAGACACAUGAAAGUUUGCUUGAGAAAAAACAAACAAAACAAAAAAAAAAACACCUGAAGGACUCCAAGAUGGUGAGAAAUAAGAUUCUUUGGUAUGAUGAGACCAAGAUAGAACUUCUUAGCCUUAAUUGUAAGCGGUAUGUGUGGAGAAAACCAGGCACUGCUCAUCACCUGUCCAAUACAGUCCCAACAGUGAAGCAUGGUGGUGCCACCAUCAUGCUGUGGGGGUGUUUAUCAGCUGUAGGGACAGGACGACUGUUUGCAAUUAAAGGAAAGAUGAAUGCGGCCAAGUACAGGGAUAUCUUGGACGAAAACCUUCUCCAGAGUGCUCAGACUAGGCCGAAGGUUCACCUUCCAACAAGACAAUGACCCUAAGCACACAGCUAAAAUAACGAAGGAGUGGCCUCAGAACAACUCCGUGACUGUUCUUGAUUGGCCAGCCAGAGCCCUGACUUAAACCCAAUUGAGGCUCUCUGGAGAGACCUGAAAAUGGCUGUCCACCAACAUUCACCAUCUAACCUGACUGAACUGGAGAGGAUCUGCAACGAGGACUGGCAGAGGAUCCCCAGGUGUGAAAAACAUCAUUCCCCAAAAGAAUCAUGGCUGUAUUAGCUCAAAAGGCUGCUUCUACUAAAUACUGAGCAAAGGGUCUGAAUACUUAUGGCUGUGUGAUAUUUCAGUUUUUUUUUUUUUUAAAUAAAUCUGCAAAAAUUUCAACAAUUCCGUUUUUUUUUUUUUGUCAAUAUGGGGUGCUGUCUGUACAUUAAUUUGUAAAAAAAAAAAAAAAAAAGAAGCUAAAUGAUUUUAGCAAAUGGCUGCAAUAUAACAAAGAGUGAAUGAUUUAAUGGGGUCUGAAUACUUUCUGUACCCACUGUAUGUACAGUAUGUCCUAUAAAUAGGUUGUGCCUACACUGGUUGACUUGAGGUAAGCAAAAGAGACACAUAUUCAUGCAUGCAGACAUAUUCAUAAUAAAUGAAGAGUCGAAAGUGCUUGAUAGCCAUACUUUACAUUCAAACCUUUCAUAUUUAUGCUGAUGACCAUGGAAGUUGCCAAAUGACCCAUCAAGAUCAAUUAGUGAGUCAAUGUGUCACCCAAGAACAUUUGAACAUGGUGCGCAAAUCAGACGUCAAAACCACAGAUUGAAAUAUUCGACCCAGACACUAAUAAUUAUCAUUGUCAAUGAUUAUUGGGUUCUCAAUUAUUUAAAAAAAAUUUUUUAAAAAAAUAAAAAGUUAUUUGGUGCCGUUAAAUUGCACAAUGUACAACUUUGGUGUUUGUUUGGGUGACAUUAAUUAAAUAAUGGUGCAUGAUGACUAAUCGUUUCUUAGGUCAAGUUAUCAAUUGUUCAGUAGAAAAAGUUUCAGAAUCAUAUAUAACAAAAAUUGACCUAAAAUGUAUUUCCAAAUACAGUAUUUAAUCGGGGCGGUUCCAAUGAAUUCAUUUGGUGCGAUGUUGUCAUAGAAUUUGUAGACAAUAGGAAACAAUGUUGAGCCUUACCAAUGCUAUUGUUCCAUGUCUUUAAUAUAUAAAUGUAUUUUAAUACUCUGUUCAGUGUUUUUGAGGCUUGUCUGUCAAGUUGUUUCCAAGUUUUGCUUGUCUUUCGAAACGGCAAGCAACACACAAAACAUAAUCAGUUCCAUUGAUGUAUCGGUCAUACGGCAGAAAUGUGUGCAGCAACGUAGUCCACAUGAACAUCAAAUGGCAAACGACAACCCAGAAAAGUAAGUUGAGAUUGUAGUCGAAAUUCUUUCAUGAGCUGAUGUCCUUCCUUCUUAUUCGCUACGCAGGCAACAUGUGCUUUCAUGUGAUUGGCUCUGCAUCAACAACGAGCACACCACUCUCCGAAAUGCACACACUAUUUAUGUAUACAGUGCAUGCGUAUGAUUCAUGCUAGCUUUGAAAAUAGUUUAUUUUCAUUAUUGAACAAAUUGACCUUUUGUUAUAAAUUUUGCAUAACAGUUUAAUAUAUUGUAAAUAAAUUAUGGUGAUUGUUUUACAAUGCCUUCAGAC
Molecule: messenger RNA, 10312 nt
Organism: Phycodurus eques (leafy seadragon)
Lineage: Eukaryota; Metazoa; Chordata; Actinopteri; Syngnathiformes; Syngnathidae
Gene: myo18ab
Product: myosin XVIIIA b
Exons: 44
Coding region: 187-6303 (2038 amino acids)
Cellular component (GO): myosin complex
Molecular function (GO): cytoskeletal motor activity; ATP binding; protein binding
Source: RefSeq, a predicted model, not a curated record